This is a messenger RNA of Amphibalanus amphitrite, 4710 nucleotides long. RefSeq lists its product as uncharacterized. Bases 297 to 4172 code for a protein of 1291 amino acids. The transcript has 8 exons. NCBI's taxonomy places the organism in Eukaryota, Metazoa, Arthropoda, Thecostraca, Balanomorpha, Balanidae. The record is from RefSeq and is a predicted model, not a curated record. Gene Ontology annotation, cellular component: nucleus.
ACCAAUCACGAAACGUUUAAGUGGAUCAAUACAAAUGCUUCCAAGAUGGCAGCCCCGUAAGUGCGUCGUUUACGUUGCAUUUCGUGGCGCUCCGCUGCCAUGAUGAUUUGGAUGACGUGAACGGGCGUGAAUUCCAUACGGUUUGAUUUCAAUAAUCAAUGCUCCAGUCGGGUAUUUCUUCGGCAGGUGAGAUACACCAAAAUUCACUGUUUUGUGGAGGGUUUUUGGCGAUGUCCCUCUCCCUUGUUCCUGUGACCAAAUCAGCGUGAUGUGUCACAUUUGCUGUUUGUCUCGUCAUGCUAGAGAACUUAGACUCAAGUCUAAUGGAAACAUCUAGCCCUGAAUGCAAAACAAGUAAUACCCAGAAGAGAGCAUCUAGCAAGUCGGAGCACGCUGCCAGGCGGAAGAGUUCUGUGAGCAAGCUGUUCCCUGCCCGACUGGGCGAUGUGAGACGCGAGGAGAUGCUGAGCGACAGUCGGCCGUCAGGCGACUCGACGGCGCGGCCGUUCCCAUCCGACGGACGCCACGCCAUGGGACCGCACGGUGACGGCCGGCCGCCGCAGGCCGCCCCGCAGGAGUCGGCCGUGAACGGCGGCUUCCAGCAGGCGGUGCUGAGCGACCUGCGCCGCUUCAGCGCCGAGAGCGAGCAGGAGCUGCGCCAGGACGCGCGCGUCAAACAGGAGCCGGCCGAGGCGCCGCCGCCGCCGCCGGCCGCUGGCCAGAGAGAGUGCCAUGUGAAGACGGCGCACCCGCACAAGCCGCCCACCAGCCACCGCAGGGAGUCGGUCUCUGAGUCUGCGGCGCAGCCGGCCGCCGCCACCCCCGAGCGGCCCGCCGCCACGCCGGAGCGACCGGCCGCCACCCCCGACCGGCCCUCCGUCGGCUACCACCCCAAGCAGGAGAUGAAACCCGUCGACCUGUUCGGAGCAUGUGAUGCACCAAAGCCUGAACACAAACACCCAGUGCACGUCAACGGUACCUCAUCCUCCUCCUCCGACCGGCACCGGGACAGCCAGCGGAAGAAGGACCACCGCCGCGACCGCGACAAGGGCUGCCGCCGGUGUCACGACCGGAGCCGGCUGAAGCGCUACAGUAUCGGUGUGCAGUGUCGGCGUGAUAAGGACCGGCUGUCGGGCGGCGUGUCGCGGCCGCUGGCCUCCAAUUACACCACACACGGCCUGGAGAAGUACAAGUACGGCCGCUAUAUGCACGUGGAGGUGGACCCGAACGGCGGAGCCUCCGUGGUGCACAUGUACCAGGACCAGAUCGCGGGGUUAGAUAAGGAGCAGACGCAGCAGCUGGUCAACGAGUACUUCCAGGAGGUGUUUGCCGAGGACCGGCACGGCUGGGCGCGCCACGUGAUGGGCAUUGUGCACGACGCCGCCCACUACCUGCCCGACCUGCUCGACCACAUGGGCGAGACUCACCCCAACAUCACCGUCAAGAACGGCAUCAUCGGCAGCAGCAACAAGGCGGACAUCGAGACGCAGACCAUGGCAUCCUAUGUCGAACAGGUGCACAAGCACUAUGCGCGCGGCACCUACCGGUACGGCCCGCUGGACCACAUCAGUCUGGUGGGCACUGUGCACGAGGAGUGCGGCGGCUACUAUCCGGAGGUGCUGGAGCUGUUCGAGCGCAACCCGUUCCUGCACGCCGUGAUGCCCUGGGGCCCGAUGUCGGCGCUGCAGAACAUGGACCCGCGCCUCUCCAACGACGGUCCCAUCCUGUGGGUGCGGCCCGGCGAGCAGCUCAUACCCACCAUCGAGCUCGGAAAGAGCCCCUUCAAGCGGAAACGCAACGCGGGCAUCAACGAGCUGCGUAAUCUGCAGUACCUGCCGCGCAUCUCUGAGGCGCGCGAGAUCCUGUUCGAGGACCGGACCCGGGCUCACGCGGACCACGUGGGUCACGGGCUGGACCGGCUCACCACGGCAGCCGUCGGUAUUCUGAAGGCGGUCCACUGCGGCGAAAAGUACAAGCACAACCGCGUCACCAAGGACGUGGUGGCGUUCCAGGCGUCGGACUUCAACACGAUCGUGGAGAAGUUACAACUGGACCUGCACGAGCCACCCAUGUCCCAGACCAUCUACUGGGUGGAGGACGCCAAGCUGAACCAGAUGCGCAGAGACGGCGUGCGCUACUCGCGUAUCCGGCUCACGGAUAACGACAUCUACUUCCUGCCGAGGAACAUCAUCCACCAGUUCCGCACCGUCACCGCCGUCUGCAGCGUCGCGUGGCACGUUCGAUUGAAGCAGUACUACCCUCCCGAGGACCCGGAGAAGGAAAAGGAGAAGGCGGAGGCGCAGCCGGCGCCGACGCCAUCCACGCCGGCCACCCCGCACAAGAAGAAGAAGAAGCACAAGGAGAAGGACAAGGACUGGGACCCGGGCCGCGCGCACGUGUCGAUGAAGCCGCGCCAGCCGGCGAACGGCGAGCGCCACCGCGCCUCGCGGACCGACAGCCCGGCCAAACCGUCCAGUCACAGCUCCUCCAAACACUCCGCCGACAAGAGCGAGAAGCCGCGCAGCCACUCGUCCGACUCCAAAGGCGACAGGAACGAGAAGAGCGAAAAGAGCAAGUCGCACAGCUCGGGGACGGCAGAAAAGUCGAAAACGUCGGACAAAACGGAGUCGAAGUCGAAGAGCCAUUCUUCGAGCACACCGAUGAAGUCCAAGUCACACUCUGGCCACUCUGAAAAGAGCUCGACUGCCAGUCCGGCUCACAAGACCAAAUCACACUCAUCGGAGUCGUCAGAGAAAAACAAAUCUUCUUCUGAUCAUGGCCACAAGUCAAAGCACGCUUCUUCUGAAGUGGAAAAAUCCAAGGGCCACUCUGGUGACUCAAAAACGGCGUCGACUUCCUCCGAGCAUAUGGAAAAGGUGACUGCACAUAUCCAUACGCCGAAGAAGGCGCCAUCUGCCGAUUCAACUGAGAAGGCAAAAACGCCCUCUACUCCGGAUUCCACUAAAAAAGCUUCAAAUGAUGACGAGGGCACCAAAGUUCCCAAGAAAGAGCCAUCAGACGCGCCGAAGGCUGUCGCUACGGAGGCACCGGAGACGACGGCAACUCCGGCUGAUUCGGUCAAGAAAGAGCCUGCUGACCCUGAGGAGGAAACGAAACCCAGCUCGGGUAGUUCAUCUACCUCGGCGCAGUCACAAGAAACCGUCACUGCUGACAGUGCAUCUAUCGCCCCGCCGGAGUCCAGCACUGCCAAUGUUCCUGAGGCGACUCGUGGCGAGGUUGCGGUGCCUACGUCUGAACCACGUCGGCAGCGGAGUAUUUCGACGAGCUCCGACAGCUCCACCAGUUCCUCCAGCUCCUCAUCCUCGUCUUCAUCGAGCUCAGACUCUUCUCCGUCCUCCCCGGCGGCUGGUGACGAGUCUGCCGGUGCCCCGGACCGACCGGUGUCUCCCCCGGCCAGUCCGAUGCCGGUGUCACAGCCGACCGAGAGUGCCACGUCACAGGAGACCGUGUCGUCCGCGGCAGCUGCCGAGCGGCCGCCCCCGCUGCCGACGAACGACCCGCUCAGUCCCGGGUCUCCGGUGAGUGGUCCAAGUCGGACACAGUCGCAAUCGGACUCUGUGGGACAGGCGAGAGUGGACGGCGGUAGUCCUGUCCCGGCGUCUCCAGCGACGUCCGUCGACAGUCCUGUCAAGCGACCCUCAGACAGCGGCAGCCCGGCAUCAAAACAUCGGGCAGACGGCAGCCCCGCUUCUCAACACCGAAACGAUAGUGGCAGCCCUUCCACGAAGCAUCGGGUGAAUAGCGGUAGCCCCGUCUCAAAGGACCGUGCAGACAGCAGUAGCCCGUCUUCGAAACACCGAGGUGACAGUGGCAGCCCUACAUCCAAGCACAAAACCGACACAGACAGUCCGGCUGCCAAGCAUCGCCGGUCUGACUCGCACGGCCACUCCUCGAAGCACUCGCGCUCGGACGGCGGCUCACACCGUCCCCGGCCGGAGUCUUCGAGUAGCGGUCACAGCAGCGGUCACAAGAGUCGUCCACCGGCUACCGGGCUCGCCAGCCCGGCGCACAAGCGGCGGCCGGCAGACGGCGACUCGACGCCGGCCAAGCGGGCUCGUAUGGAGGGCGGCGCAUCGGCGUCAACCCCGCCGCGACCUCCUGCCGACGUGCUCGGCAACAUUCUGUCCGGCAUGGACUCGCUGAAGAAGUGAGAGACUACAGCGCGUCACGGGGCGGCGCCGAAUCGCGGCGGCGCGCGCCGCGAGCUGUUGGGACCUGACGCUGUGUACAAACGGGAGAGAGACUGGCUGACCGGCGCUCCGUAGGGGCGACGUGAUGCGGCGCACUGCCUGUCGCAUCCGAGCCCAGUGGCCUUCGCAAUUAGUCAUGGCUCAACAUGCUUGGAGGGUGCGAGAAAUGAACGAAUGAUGUGGUUUUCUGCAUGUUGUAUUUAUGUAGGCACCCCUGUAAUGUUAAGAGCGCUGUCAGACGCAGCACGCACUUCAUCGCGGCCUGCCCGCCGCCGUCAUCGGCGCGGCCUUGUUGACUUCAUCCCUGCAUUAUAUUGAAUUAUUAUUUCUGACCCUAUCGGUUACGUGAAACGUUUUUGUUUCGUUGGGUGGCGAGUCGGUCGGUCGGAUCUCUGGUUUCGUCACAGCGAGACGCGGGGGAGAGAUGGAGCCGUUUUGUGUCGCUGAGCGGUGCGCGCCGGUGGCGUAUGUUGGAAUACAUCAUCUAUUUAGUCCCAGG